This is a messenger RNA of Brassica oleracea var. oleracea, 886 nucleotides long. RefSeq names its product zinc finger A20 and AN1 domain-containing stress-associated protein 3. The transcript is spliced from 2 exons. NCBI's taxonomy places the organism in Eukaryota, Viridiplantae, Streptophyta, Magnoliopsida, Brassicales, Brassicaceae. Bases 232 to 741 code for a protein of 169 amino acids. The record is from RefSeq and is a predicted model, not a curated record. Gene Ontology annotation, molecular function: zinc ion binding; DNA binding.
ACUUCGUCAUUAACUAUUCCUUUUCUCAUACCCCUUCUUUCAUCAUCUUCUUCCCUUUCUCUCUCAACAUUCCCAUUCCUUCCCUAUUCCAUCGAUCUUCUCUACGCUUUUAUAUACAUAACUCAUUAUCCAUCCACCCUUAUUCCCUCAUCUCUCAACGUUCUAUUUUCUUCUCGAAUAUCACAGAACCCGAUUAGAUCUAUAGAUCUUGUUUCUCCAGAUUAGGACAUCAUGUCGGAAGAACACAGGCUUCAGGAGCCACGGUUAUGCGCUAACGAUUGCGGUUUCUUCGGAAACACCGCCACGCAGAAUCUCUGCUCUAAAUGUUUUAGAGAUCUAAAGCACGAACAGGAGAACUCCUCCACCGCCAAAAACGCCCUUAAGCAGACUCUCGCCGCCUGUGUUGCGUCCUCCUCCGUAUCCUCACCGCCUCCUCCUCCUCCUCCAGCCGAUCUGACUUCAGAUCUGAAAGAAGUCAACACAGAGAAUCCGGGGAAACGGGCAGCGAGCGAGCCCGAGGAGGAGGAGGAGCAGAAGCCGCCGCAAGAUCCUAAACGCUGUUUGACUUGCCGGCGGCGCGUGGGGAUCACAGGCUUCAGGUGCAGGUGUGGGUUCGUGUUUUGUGGAACCCAUAGGUACGCCGAGCAGCACGAGUGCACUUUCGAUUUCAAGCGGGUCGGGAAGGAGAAGAUCGCUAAGGCGAAUCCGAUUGUGAAAGCGGAGAAGCUCGAGAAGAUCUGAAAGAAUUGUGUUUGGUGUAAAUUUAUCAUCAUCAAUUUUAAGCUUUAAUUUGAUUUCUUCUCGGUUUGGUUAUAAAAUGAUGUGUUCUCUUAUUAGUUUUCGAUAAUUGUUUUUACAACCAUUGUUUGAUUGUUCAGUUUAGUUA